UUCAACGCGGCGACACCAGUUUCCGGUGCAUGUUAGUUUCACAGCGCGCUGCGUCUUUUCAAUUUAUGUUUUUUUGUUUUGUUUUCAGUUUUAACUGAGUAGUUCGGGAAUUGUUCAAAGAAUUGAUUGAAUUUACCUGAAGGAGAGGAAACCAGCAGGCCGCCAACAUGCCGAGAAUUAUGAUAAAAGGAGGCGUUUGGCGCAACACUGAGGAUGAGAUCCUCAAAGCAGCAGUGAUGAAAUAUGGGAAAAACCAGUGGUCUCGUAUCGCCUCGCUGCUGCACCGCAAGUCUGCCAAACAGUGCAAAGCCAGAUGGUACGAGUGGUUGGACCCAAGUAUCAAAAAAACAGAGUGGUCCAGAGAGGAGGAGGAGAAGCUGCUUCACUUAGCCAAGCUGAUGCCCACUCAGUGGAGGACCAUCGCUCCCAUCAUUGGACGCACUGCUGCCCAGUGUCUGGAGCACUAUGAAUACCUGCUAGACAAAGCAGCCCAGAGAGACAACGAAGAAGAGGUGGGAGAUGACCCCAGAAAGUUAAAACCAGGAGAAAUCGACCCAAACCCAGAGACGAAACCUGCCAGGCCGGACCCUGUGGACAUGGAUGAAGACGAGCUGGAGAUGCUGUCAGAAGCCAGAGCUCGUCUGGCCAACACUCAGGGCAAGAAAGCGAAAAGGAAGGCCAGAGAGAAACAGCUGGAGGAGGCCAGACGACUGGCAGCUCUGCAGAAACGCAGGGAGCUGAGAGCUGCAGGCAUCGCUGUUCAGAAGAAGAGGAAGAAGAAGAGAGGAGUGAACUACAACGCUGAAAUCCCCUUUGAGAAGAAGCCUGCUCCGGGCUUCUAUGACACCAGCAUGGAGCAGUACGACCCUCUGGAGCCCAACUUUAAACGCCUCAGACAGCAACACCUGGAUGGAGAGCUGCGCAAUGAGCGCGAGGAGAGGGACAGGAAGAAGGAUAAACAGAAGAUAAAGAAGAAGAAAGAGAGUGAUCUGCCCUCUGCCAUCCUGCAGACCAGCGGAGUGGCAGAGUUCACAAAGAAACGGUCCAAACUGGUCUUACCUGCACCACAGAUCAGCGACGCUGAGCUGGAGGAAGUGGUGAAAAUGGGUGUUGCCAGCGAGGUCGCUCGUCAGGCUGCUGAGGAGAGCGAAGGUGGAAACUCAGCUUCCUCCACCCUCCUGUCUGAGUACAGCGUCACCAACAACAUGACAGCUGGACUGCGCACCCCGCGCACCCCUGCUGCCCAGGACAGGAUACUGCAGGAAGCCCAGAACCUGAUGGCUCUGACCAACAUCGACACCCCUCUGAAAGGAGGCCUCAACACUCCGCUGCACGAGAGCGACUUCACUGGAGUCACGCCUCAGAGGCAGCAGAUCCAGACCCCUAACACUGUUCUCAGCACACCUUUCAGAACUCCUGGACCCGGUCAGGGCUCAGAAGGGAUGACCCCUGUAGCUGGAGGUGGGAUGACCCCACGUGGGACUCCAGGUUUGACCCCGGGUCGCACACCUCUGAGGGACAAGCUGAACAUCAACAGUGAGGAGCAGCUGGCUGAUCCUGCUUUCGCCAAACAUCUGCAGAAGGAGAGCCUGCAGCAGCUGAGACAAGGCCUGAUGUCACUUCCUGUCCCCAAGAACGACUUUGAGAUUGUUCUUCCUGAGAACGCAGAGAAAGAACUGGAAGAAACAGAAAUGGAGACGGGAUUUAUUGAAGAUUCUGCAGAUAUUGAGGCACGCAAGCAGGCUCAGCGUGACGCACAGAGGGAGAAAGAGUUGAAGCUGCGACACAAAGCUGUGCAGAGGAGUCUCCCCCGACCCACUGAGGUGAACGAGUCCGUUCUUCGUCCCGCCUCCAUGGAUCCGCUGUCUGACCUCCAGGUGGCCGAGGAGCUCAUCAAACAGGAGAUGAUCACCAUGCUGCACCACGACUGCCUGCACCACCCCUCAGCCAACGCAGCCAAUCAGUUUCAGCGUGGAAAAACCAAAGGCCCCGCCUCCACGUCCAACAACGCCUCACACAUCUCCUACCUGGAAACACACGCCUACAAGCCAAUCAGCACAGAGGACAUGGAGCAGGCGAAGGCGAUCCUGGCAGCAGAGAUGGAGGUGGUGAAGACAGGAAUGGGUCAUGGUGACCUGAGCUUGGAGGCCUACACUCAGGUGUGGGAGGAGUGCUACGGACAGGUGUUGUAUCUCCCGGGUCAGAACAGGUACACCAGAGCAAACCUGGCAUCAAAGAAGGAUCGUAUUGAAAGCCUGGAGAAGAAAUUAGAGGUGAACCGUGGUCACAUGACAGCAGAGGCUCGACGAGCAGCUAAACUGGAGAAGAAACUGAAGAUCCUGCUGGGAGGCUUUCAGUCCAGAGCUCUGGGGCUCCUGAAGCAGCACAAUGAGCUGUGGGAACAGGUGGAGCAGGCAGCCACGGAGCUGCAGACCUUCAACCAGCUGAAGAAACAAGAAGACCUGGCCAUCCCCAGGAGACAAGAGGCUCUGCGGGAGGACGUGGAGAGGCAGAUGGAGCGAGAACGAGAGCUCCAGCAGAGAUAUGGAGAGCUGCUGCUGGAGAGAGAGGCUCUGCUCAGCGGCUCUCACAAAUACUGACAAACACAGCUGAAACAAUCUGCUGAGUCAUCGUAUCAAACCAACUGUUCUAAUAAUGCAGGAGAUAAGCCCCGCCUCCUUGUGCUGAUGUUGCUGUGAUGUCACUGGCUGUUCUGAGCAUGCUCCAUAAAUCUGUGUUUCUGUACGCAAAUCGUGACCAAUAAAGUUUUUCCAACCAUGAAA
This is a messenger RNA of Austrofundulus limnaeus, 2783 nucleotides long. It is a transcript of the gene cdc5l, whose product is annotated as CDC5 cell division cycle 5-like (S. pombe). The record is from RefSeq and is a predicted model, not a curated record. The transcript has 19 exons. Lineage: Eukaryota; Metazoa; Chordata; Actinopteri; Cyprinodontiformes; Rivulidae. Gene Ontology annotation, cellular component: Prp19 complex; spliceosomal complex. Gene Ontology annotation, biological process: mRNA splicing, via spliceosome; regulation of transcription by RNA polymerase II. Bases 168 to 2600 code for a protein of 810 amino acids. Gene Ontology annotation, molecular function: RNA polymerase II transcription regulatory region sequence-specific DNA binding; DNA-binding transcription factor activity, RNA polymerase II-specific.